AUGAAACUCGAGGAUGUCUGCAUAGGAUUCAAGGUCCCUGUAAGAAAGCACGUUGAGGACAAGCUCGUGGUGUUGAAGGCAGAGAUUCUUGGCAAAAGAACUGGCAAGCACUCAAUGCUUGAAUUCUAUGUCCACUAUGUGGAUCUCAAUAGAAGGCUUGAUGAGUGGAUCGAUGGGACACUGAUUGACCUGAGCGAUCCUGCCCUGGUGGAUGUGCCAAAGAAGAAAACUGAAAAAUCAAAGGCAAAUAAGCAACGUAAGCAUUCAGAAGAUGGUAAGGAGCACGAGGUUGUAGAUCCAGUUCUUGAAAAGCCACCGCAUGAUGAAGAAUUCAAAAUAAAAAACAUCAAGAAAAUCAUGAUGAGAAAUCACCUUGUGGAUGCCUGGUACUUUUCUCCAUAUCCAAAGGCAGUGGCUGAGAGUGACAUUGUUUAUAUAUGCGAGUUUUGUUUAUACUACCUUGCAACAAUGGAGAGCCUUGUAGAACAUGCAAAGAAAUGCAAUCUUAGGCACCCUCCAGGACGAGAGAUAUACAGAGACGGUACCUUAAGCUUUUUUGAAUGUGAUGGCUAUAUACAAAAGAAUUAUUGUAGGAAUCUUUCGCUACUAUCAAAGCUGUUUCUAGACCACAAGUCAUUGUACUACGAUAUAGAUGUGUUUAUGUUCUAUGUGCUAUGUAGGCUCGAAGAGAACGGAUACCAGAUAGUAGGAUAUUUUUCGAAGGAAAAGAUCUCAGAACAAGGUUAUAACCUUGCAUGCAUCCUAACGCUUCCUUUUGAACAGAGGAAGGGGUACGGGCGGAUUCUGAUGGACUUUUCUUAUCUUCUCAGCAAGCGAGAAAAGAUAAUUGCAGGGCCUGAAAAGCCACUGAGUGAUCUUGGACUUCUGAGCUACAGGGCAUACUGGGUAGAGGCGAUUGUUGAGUAUUUCUCGAGACACGAAGAAGCAAGCAUCAGCCAGAUUUCGAAAGAAACAUAUAUUGCUGAAGACGAUAUAAUAGGAACUCUAUGUGCAUAUAAAAUGCUAAGGAUCCAUGGACAAGACUUUGUUUUUACAUACGAUGAGGCACAGCUGCAAAAGGCACUGAAGACAAGAUCUAAGAGUGUCGAUGGCUCGUUACUGAAGCUUUCAUAG
This is a messenger RNA of Ordospora colligata OC4, 1134 nucleotides long. RefSeq names its product MYST histone acetyltransferase. Gene Ontology annotation, biological process: regulation of DNA-templated transcription. Gene Ontology annotation, molecular function: histone acetyltransferase activity. NCBI's taxonomy places the organism in Eukaryota, Fungi, Microsporidia, Ordosporidae. The coding region runs from base 1 to 1134 and encodes 377 amino acids. The record is from RefSeq and is a predicted model, not a curated record. The transcript has a single exon.